UGCGCCUCGCCCCUCCCAGCUCGGCCGCCACCCCCACCAUGGAGCUUACCCUGAACCGCUCCGACUAUUUACAGGUAGGGGUGACCUCUCAGAAGACCAUGAAGCUGCUCCCAGCAUCUGGAUGCAGAGCGACACAGAAGGUGGUUGUUGGAGAUCACGAUGGGGUGGCUACGUGUUUUGGCAUCAAAAAAGGGGAGGCUGUGCCGGUGUUCAAGACUUUACCGGGGCUGAAGAUAGCACGGCUGGAGCUGGGAGGAGCACUGAACACCCCCCAGGAGAAGAUUUUUGUGGCUACGGGCUCAGAAAUCAGAGGUUUCACGAAGAGGGGGAAGCAGUUCCUUUCAUUUGAAACUAACCUCACAGAAAGCAUCAAAGCCAUGCACAUCUCUGGCUCAGACCUCUUCCUCUGUGCCAGCUACAUCUAUAACCAUUACUGUGACUGCAAAGACCAACAUUACUACCUGUCGGGGGACAAAAUCAACGAUGUCAUCUGUCUCCCAGUUGAAAAAUUGCCUUGUAUUGUACCCAUCCUGGCCUGUCAGGACAGAGUGCUUCGAGUUUUACAGGGGUCUGAUAUGAUGUAUGAAGUGGAAGUCCCUGGCCCCCCCACAGUCCUUGCCUUACACAAUGGGAAUGGUGGUGAAUCUGGAGAGGAUCUUCUGUUUGGAACCUCCGAUGGAAAACUUGGGAUUAUUCAGAUUGCCACGUCCAACCCAGCACAUAAAUGGGAAUUAAGAAAUGAGAAGAAGAGAGGAGGCGUUCUGUGUGUUGACUAUUUUGAUAUCGUGGGAGAUGGCGUUAAAGACCUGCUUGUCGGCCGAGAUGAUGGAAUGGUGGAAGUGUAUGGUUUUGAUGCUGCCGGUGAGCCUGUGCUCCGGUUUGACCAGGCAUUGUCUGAAAGUGUCACGUCCAUCCAGGGUGGCUGUGUGGGGAAGGAUGGUUAUGAUGAGAUUGUGCUAACCACAUAUUCAGGCUGGGUCACAGGCCUGACCACAGAGCCUGUCCACAAGGAGAGCGGCCCUGGGGAAGAACUGAAAAUAAACCAGGAGAUGCAGAACAAGAUCGCGUCCUUGCGGAGCGACUUGGAGCAUUUGCAAUUUAAGGUGAUUCAGGAAAGAGAGAAAUACCAGCAAUCGGCCCAGUCUAGCAUGGUGAUGUCAGCAGUGCCGUCCUUCAGUGUGAAUGACAAAUUCACGUUAAAUAAGGAUGAUGCCAGCUAUAGCCUCAUAUUGGAGGUGCAAACAGCUAUUGAUAAUGUCAUGGUCCAGAGCGAUGUUCCAAUAGAUCUGCUUGAUGUGGAUAAGAAUUCGGCUGUGGUGAGUUUUAGCAGCUCUGAUGCGGAGGUCAAUGAGAACUUCCUCCUGGCCACUUAUCGGUGCCAAGCAAACACUACGAGGCUGGAGCUCAAGAUUCGAUCAAUUGAAGGUCAGUAUGGCACGCUGCAAGCUUAUGUAACCCCGAGAAUUCAGCCUAAGACCUGCCAGGUUCGUCAGUAUCAGAUCAAGCCACUUUCGCUUCAUCAGAGAACUCACUUCAUUGAUCAUGACAGACCCAUGAACACGUUGACUCUGACUGGCCAGUUCAGUUUUGCCGAAGUUCACUCCUGGGUCGUGUUUUGCCUGCCUGAGGUUCCAGAGAAAGCUCCAGCAGGAGAGUGUGUGACUUUCUAUUUUCAAAAUACGUUCCUCGAUACACAGCUGGAAAGUACUUACAGGAAAGGAGAAGGAAUCUUUAAAUCAGACAACAUUUCUACGAUAUCCAUCCUAAAAGAUGUACUUUCUAAAGAAGCCACGAAAAGAAAAAUAAAUCUCAACAUAGCCUAUGAGAUCAAUGAAGUAUCUGUGAAUCACACAUUAAAGCUGAUCCACCCGAAACUGGAAUACCAGCUGCUGUUGGCCAAGAAGGUGCAAUUAAUUGAUGCUUUAAAAGAAUUACAGCUGCACGAAGGAAAUGCUGACUUUCUGAUCCCGGAAUAUCGCUGUAUUCUAGAAGAGGCCGACCAUCUGCAGGAAGAGUACAAGAAACAGCCCGCACACCUGGAAAGGCUCUAUGGCAUGAUCACUGACCUCUUCAUUGAUAAGUUCAAGUUUAAAGGCACCAAUGUGAAGACGAAAGUUCCUCUUCUGCUGGAGAUUCUGGACAGUUAUGACCACAAUGCCCUGAUUGCUUUCUUUGAUGCUGCUUAAAAUGUCAAAUGCAUGCCAUCAUCAAGAUGGCCCGGUCUGUGAAAGGAUAUUUUUUGAGUAUAUCCUCGAUUAGAUUUGGAACAUUUUUACACGGUUCGGACUCCAUCUCAAAUGUUAUCAUUUGGAUGAUGUCCUGACAUUUUUCAAGAAAUUGUAUUUUUUAUUAGAUGGUUCUUUAAAAAAAUAUUUUUUUUAAUUUUCAGCCUAAAAGAAAAGGUAAUUUUAAGAGUUAUAGAGAUGACUUAGUGACAUCAACUUCCCUGAAUAUUGGUAUUUGGGAAGUAAUAACAUUCCAAUAUGGCAGGAGAAUUGGUUUUAUGGUUUAAAACAUGCUUUCACACGUCUUCCCAUUUGAUCCUUCUCACAUCCCCAGAAAGUACAAUAGAGAAUUAUUAUUCUCACUUUACAAUGAGAGAACUGACUCGGGCACCAUGAGAGAAGGAGAUUUAGCGUCAUGGGAACACACCUUUAGAGUUGGCAAGGCCCUUCAGAUUAGGCCCCAGCCUCUUUUACAGAUGAUGAAACUGAGGCCUAUGUAAUUUGCUCCAGAUCACGUAGCUAGUGAGUGUCUGAGCCGGACUGGACCCCUGGUUUUCUGACUCCUCUUCUGUGUAUUUCUACUGUCCAUCAGACCCGUGGUGCUUUCUUGGGAUAGGUAAUGCUCUUGGUCUGCCCAUUACUGAUUUGGGAACGGGGCUGGUUAUGCUAAAUAAGAGAGCCAGCGGGGUCUUCUGGCUCAUUAUCUGUGUGUCUGAUGGCCCCCAGGAGAGAGGUGGCACCCUGGGAGAACCAGGAUUGACCCUGUGACUCAGCUCUCGAGCCCUAUGGUACCUAGGGGAUGCUGCAAAGGUGGGGGAGGGAGGGAGGGAACCUCUGCCAGUUUCUUGAGUCUUUGAGGAAAGGACCCAGACACUCUAGCACUAAAUUAUUUUCCUUUCCAAUGAACGUGAUUGUAUUUAAGUUCACAGGAAAUCAAUAAAAAGGUCAGUCUGGUUAAACAAA
Vombatus ursinus (common wombat) is the source of this 3188-nucleotide messenger RNA. RefSeq names its product Bardet-Biedl syndrome 7 (gene BBS7). Lineage: Eukaryota; Metazoa; Chordata; Mammalia; Diprotodontia; Vombatidae. Bases 39 to 2186 code for a protein of 715 amino acids. Gene Ontology annotation, cellular component: membrane; ciliary basal body; BBSome. The record is from RefSeq and is a predicted model, not a curated record. The transcript is spliced from 19 exons. Gene Ontology annotation, biological process: non-motile cilium assembly; intracellular protein localization; intracellular transport. Gene Ontology annotation, molecular function: protein binding.